CUGCGCUCGGUGUGCUACAACAACUGCAGUCUGUGGCUGCGCCAGGCGGGCCGGUCUCUCCUGUACGAGUUCCCCGCGCUGGGAGCGGGGCUGGCCCUGGGCACCGGGCCCGGCUUCACCCCCAAGGGGCUGCGCUACAGCCACCGCUUCCAGCUCAGCCCCUGCGGCCACCAGGGCAGGAAGAAGGCCUCGUGUGCCGACUCGGUGCCGCAGGGCCGGGGGGGAGUCCCCGCCCGCCGGGUGACGUCGUUCGUGUGCCAGGCCAUCGUCGUGCCCCCCGACAGCAGCGGCGCCCGCGCAGCCCUGUCCUCACAGCCCGUCAGCCUGGGGGACACCCUGCUGGGUGUCACCACCAGCGCGGUGCUGGAUGGCAUCGUGUCCCCCCCGGAGCUGUUCCCUGGCAGCCACCCCGACCUGCCCGACGUCAUCUUCUUCUUCAGGUCCAACGAUGUCACCCAGCCCUGCACGGGUGGCAGGGCCACCACCCUGCGCCUGCGCUGUGACCCCCUGAGCCCCGGCAGUGGCACCCUGGCUGUCCCCAGCAAAUGCCCCGAGGGCACCUGUGACGGCUGCACCUUCCACCUGCUCUGGGUGUCCCCGCAGGGCUGUCCCCGCUGCGGCCCCUCCCACUACCGGGCCAUCCCCGGCGCCUGCAUCGGCGGCGUCCAGUCCUCCCCGUAA
This is a messenger RNA of Empidonax traillii (willow flycatcher), 681 nucleotides long. RefSeq names its product UPF0577 protein KIAA1324-like. Lineage: Eukaryota; Metazoa; Chordata; Aves; Passeriformes; Tyrannidae. The annotation marks the transcript as partial. The transcript is spliced from 6 exons. The record is from RefSeq and is a predicted model, not a curated record. Gene Ontology annotation, cellular component: extracellular exosome; lysosome; trans-Golgi network. Gene Ontology annotation, biological process: positive regulation of vacuole organization; autophagosome assembly.